Molecule: messenger RNA, 3399 nt
Organism: Aaosphaeria arxii CBS 175.79
Lineage: Eukaryota; Fungi; Ascomycota; Dothideomycetes; Pleosporales
Product: ARM repeat-containing protein
Exons: 3
Coding region: 1-3399 (1132 amino acids)
Biological process (GO): proteasome-mediated ubiquitin-dependent protein catabolic process
Cellular component (GO): GID complex
Molecular function (GO): protein binding
Source: RefSeq, a predicted model, not a curated record
AUGCCGAGCGCCCUCGACGAACUCUCCAAUCCCACAUCUCCCGAAGCACAAGUGAACGCGCUACGGAAUCUCAGGAACGAAGUGGUCGGUCACGACCAGCGCAAGCAACUCGCCAUCAUACACGGCAUCGUCAAGCCCCUCGCCACCGUUCUACGUACAGAAGCCAGAAAGGGAGGAAAGAAGAGGAGAGGCAAUACGCUGAAUGGGAAUUCUAGUAAUGCGCCGAGCUUGUCCACAGCGCAUGGGGGUCUUUCGGCAUCAGGUGCAAGGAACAGCAGUAACAAUAACCAGGAAUGGACGACAGAGGACGAGCUGAGGUUUCAGGCUACACAAGUGGUUGGGAGCUUGGUCAAUGGUGGCCCCGCGUUCGUUGCGCCACUGUUUGCUGGGAGGAUCCUACAUCCAUUGUUAGCAUCGCUGUCUCCGAGUGAAUCACCGCCGAAGCUCGUACUAGCUACCCUACGAACGCUCAACCAGAUCGCCGACUCGAUUCUACUUGAGAAGCCAUGGCAGAUCUCAACGACGGAACAACUCGCGGGCCCCUCGAUGUCGAGUGCAUUCUGCCACGAGCUGUCUACAAGGGAGGUCGUCGACAGCCUCGCCGAGAUACUGGUGCAGCCGGCAAAAUCAUACGUCACGCAACAACAGAUAUCGCUUGUCACAAAGCUCAUAGUGAAGACUUGCACCGCGGAGGCUGAAAGGAAGGUUCUCCUUGAUGCAGGAAUACUUGAUAUACUGGCCAUGAAGCUUGCCGCCAUGGCUGAGGUAGAUGCCCAGGUCCUACAAACGGACACGCGACCACCAUCGCGUGAUGAACUUCCCAUCGUCUAUCUUCCCGAUAUCUUAGAAGCUAUAUCUACCAUCAUCAAAGAUUCACAUUAUCGAACUGCUCGGCUUCUCUACUCCCAAUCGAUACAGCAAUUGUUCGGGACAAGUAAAGAAAAGUCAGUGUCAGAAGGGGGACAAGCGUCAAACCAUGCCAGCACCGCCUGGGAACGACUGACACCUCGACUACAAACCGUACAAAGCAACAAAUCAGAUGCAUAUACGAAGUCAUGGCCGGCUCUAGGUACUGCACACUUUGCAGCCGGCAGCGACAGCUACCCACGGCUAUCGAGCAUGGACACAUUGCAGCCAUCGGGUCGGACAGUCAUCAUAGACGAGUCCGAGAACUCGUUCAUGAUUUGGCUGAUGUUUGUGGCCCGCCGCGGCGAAGAGAGGACACGACUGUCGGCUUGCUGGCUCCUGGCUUGGCUAAAGAAAUUUGGAGAGAAGUGGCCCUUGAAUGAUCCUUCGAAAACGACUCGAGAGCGCCACUUUUCAUGCUUGAUCUUACCGCUUGUUAUGAAAAUGAUCGAAGAAUCAAGUCCUGAAUCUGAGCAGUCGAAAGCUCUCAAUAAUGCCAAUCCUCAGGCUGUAGAGGAACAUAGGUUUGUGCUUGAGCGAGCGCCCCUUGUGCUCGCGGAAAUUGUAGGCGGCAACAAGGCGUUGCAAAACGUUGUGACGGAGACGAAAUUCUUAACACUGCUGGUGAAGAUCCUGAAGAGGUCGUUCGAUCCUGUGACUACGUCUACCAAGCCUUUAUGGUCGUCGGACCCGGGGUCUAUCCACACCCGUGAUCCAUCGAUAGAUGCCCCUUCGUCGGCAUUAGGUGUAUCGGGAUUUGCCCCGGAUGUCCUUCAUGCAUUCAAGUAUCGAGAGAGCGCCCUACUUGCCCUAGCUGCUAUAACCGAUACCCAAGAUUCCUUGAGGAAGGAGAUCAUCCAGCUUGGAGCGGUGACACACAUCAUAGAUUCGCUUGUGCCGUAUGCGGAACCCGUCAGCGACCCUUCGUCUUCUUCAUCAGGAAAUUCGGGAAAUAUUUCGAACACGAAAUGUGGCAACCCCCCGGCUGUGCUGAUAGCUGCUUGCAAACUCACUCGUUCUUUGUCACGGUCAAUUGGUGUCAUGAGGACCAGCCUAAUCGACCAUGGCAUCGCCCAGCCUUCAUUCGAGUUAUUGAGGCACCCAGAUGUUCAAGUACAGAUCGCGGCCACGGAGGUCAUUACCAAUCUAGUGUUGGAAGUGUCUCCAAUGAGAAAUCAUAUACUCGAGGCAGGGGCAAUAAAGUCACUCUGUGAGCAUUGUCGUUCAGCUAACUUUGACCUUCGAUAUGGAAGUCUUUGGGCUUUAAAGCAUCUAUGCCUUGGCCUGCCAUAUACAGAGAAAUUGAAAUGCCUGGAUGAACUAGGCGUUGGCUGGCUCGCGCAGACACUCAACGGCGAACCAUCCAGAGGCAGCAUCUCGACACCACUCGGCAUGGGAACACCAAAUGCGGCAGGCGAGCAAGUCGAUAUACUCAACGCCAUUGAUAAUUCGCACAUGGACGUUGAUGAUGAGGCAAUAUCAGACGAAGACGAUGGCUCCUCGACGACGGACAGUGCCCCAUCUGUGCGCCAGCAGCAUCGACGCAACUUAUCAUACACCAGUGCAGCGAACAUCCGAGACCGCUUACAGCAGAUCAAGACUGAAGAAUUGGACCCCCGGCUCAUCAAUGAGCGAGACGAGAUCCGCAUUCAAGAGCAAGCUCUCGACUUCAUCCGUAACUUCAUCAGCGACGAAAAGGACAGCGGUGUUACCAUCGACCAUUGCUUGAAGUCGUUCGGCCAUAGUAGAUUCUUCGAACUUCUCGACGCGAAGAUACGUGCCAAAGGGACACCAACCUCCACUACAUCUCAUCCCAUGCAAUCAUCAACCCCAUCCUACUGGCACAACACAUCCACCACCCAGCAGCAGCAACAGCAGCACCGCAGCGGCUUCACCACCUCCACCACUGCACCCCCCCAACCCCAAAACUGGGCCCUCUUCCCGCCCACCGAACUCAUAAUCGGCACCCUCUACAUCCUCGUGCACCUCGCCAACGGCCCGCCCCGCCACCGCUCCCAGCUCAUCUCCCAAACCGCCCUCAUGCAGCACGUCCUGCCCCUCUUCACGCACCCGAGCCGCGACGUCCGCCUCCCCUGCGCCUGGUUCCUCAACAACCUCCUCUGGGUCGAAAACAUCACCGACGAGGCCGCGACCCGCGACCGCGCCCAGUCCCUCCAAGCCCUCGGCUUCGAAGAAGGUGCCCGCAGCCUCGGACGGGACACCGACCUCGACGUGCGCGAGCGCGCGAAGACCGCCAUCGAACAGAUGAACAAACUCCUCGGCAUAUCCGUCAGCGGUGGGAUUAGCGAGCGCUCCACGGCUGUCCCAGGAUACCACACCACCACCGGCCCUGGCGGCGGUCCCUUCGGCGGAGGCAGCGGCAGCGGAGGCGCUGGUGCUGGUGCCGGCGACAGUAGCAGCGGGUUAGGCAGAGUGGGAAGCGGAUUCGGAGGCUUGCAUUCGCAUCAGCAGCAGCGAUGGAGUCGAGAGUAG